Manis pentadactyla (Chinese pangolin) is the source of this 1476-nucleotide messenger RNA. RefSeq names its product acyl-CoA wax alcohol acyltransferase 1 (gene AWAT1). Gene Ontology annotation, biological process: lipid metabolic process. Lineage: Eukaryota; Metazoa; Chordata; Mammalia; Pholidota; Manidae. The record is from RefSeq and is a predicted model, not a curated record. Gene Ontology annotation, molecular function: long-chain-alcohol O-fatty-acyltransferase activity. Gene Ontology annotation, cellular component: endoplasmic reticulum membrane.
AUGUCGUGGCAGCCAACCGUGAAUACGAACACUGCUCUGGAAUCUUCACCUCCUUCGUUCUUGGGUAUCAUUCCUUGUUUCAAGCAGCCUAAGCACUUACAGAGUCUGAUUCUUAUGCGUUGGCCCUUGAUCUACCUUGCCACAGUUUGGAUCUUGCAGCCAUUUGUCAUUUUCCUACUGUUUACACCCUUGUGGCCUCUACCAGCCCUUUACUUUGCGGUUUUCCUGGACUGGAAGACCCCAGAGCAAGGUGGUAGACAUUCAGCCUGGGUAAGGAACUGGAGUGUCUGGACCCACAUCAGAGACUAUUUCCCCAUUACAAUCCUGAAGACCAAGGACCUGUCACCUGAGCAUAACUACAUCAUGGUUCACCCUCAUGGCCUCUUGACCUUCGGUGCCUUCUGCAACUUCUGUACUGAGGCCACAGGCUUCUCAAAAACCUUCCCAGGCAUCAUGCCCCACUUGUCCACACUGUCCUGGUUUUUCAAGAUCCCCUUUGUUAGGGACUACCUCAUGGCCAAAGGUGUGUGUGUGUGCUCCAUGAGUCAGGCAGCCAUCAACUACCUGCUAAACCAUGGCACUGGCAACUUAGUGGGCAUUGUGGUGGGAGGGGUGGGGGAGGCCCUGUAAAGUGUGCACAGUGUCACCACCAUACUCCUCCAGAAGUGCAAGGGGUUUGUUUGCACAGCCCUCUGGCACAGGGCUUAUCUGGUCCCCACCUUCACUUUUGGAGAAACUGAGGUGUAUGAUCAGGUGUUGUUCCAUAAGGACAGCUGGAUGUACGAGUUCCAAUUUGUUUGUGGAAACUAUUUUUGUGUCUUCUAUAGACGAAGCUUCUGCCAAGGCUGCAGUGGGCUCCUGCCUUACCCGCUGCCUAUCAUUACUGUGGUUAGGGAGCCUCUGACACUGCCCAAAAUUGAAAAUCCGAGCCCAGAGAUGGUGGACAAAUACCACACACUCUAUACAGAUGCCCUGCACAAACUGGUUGACCAGCAUAAGAUAUACUAUGGCCACUCAGAACCCCAAAAGCUGCUUUUCCAGUGACUCAAGGGGCAGUGCACCCAAGGGCAGGCAUCUUGGAGGGGAGAUUGCUUUGCUACUUGCUGACCAAAAGGUGGAGCGAGGAUGAUGAGGGUGGGCUCUGUGGGGCAGGAGAGGGCAUCAGGAACUCCUGUCUUGCCAUGAAGCCCUUGCAGUGGCUGUCCCUGGAGAGCUUCACUUAGUCAUUCCUCAGCGAGGGCAUCCUGAGGCCCCUUAGGCCCAGCCACUGCUCCUUGUCCCACCCCCCAUGGCUUUCCUCUCUGAGCCCAAACCCCCAGGUCCCAAGGACUCAAGCUAUAGCCAAGUGGCCUGAACAGCCACCACUAUGGUUGUUGUUUUGUCUUACUGCCAUUUUUAAAUUGAGAUGUAUUUUGUAUACCAUAAAUUUAACCUGCUAAAAGUGUGAUAUUCAAAAGACACCUGUAAAAACACAGC